Frankliniella occidentalis (western flower thrips) is the source of this 1376-nucleotide messenger RNA. RefSeq lists its product as uncharacterized. The record is from RefSeq and is a predicted model, not a curated record. Lineage: Eukaryota; Metazoa; Arthropoda; Insecta; Thysanoptera; Thripidae.
GGGCUGCUGAUCCGCGAGCUCACGGUGCCGGCCUGGGUGCCGCAGCACCAGCCCGCCGUGCUGACCUGCCGGUACGACGCGGAGGGCCAGCCCAUCUACUCGGUCAAGUGGUACCGCGCCAAGCAGGAGUUCUACCGCUACCUCAAGGACGAGUCGCCCAACAUCCGCACCUUCCCCAUGGACGGCGUGCAUGUUGACGUGGCGCACAGCAAUGACACCAGCCUGCGGCUCACAGGCGUGACGCUGGCGACGGCCGGCGAGUACACGUGCGAGGUGAGCGUUGACGCGCCCACCUUCCUGACGGCCCAGGCCAACGCCCGCCUCAGCGUCGCAAUCCUGCCCAAAAAGGGACCCCACAUCUCCGGCCUGGAGGAGGCGUACGCCCCGGGGCAGACCAUCACCGCCAACUGCACGGUGGGCGCCGCGGUCCCAAGAGCCACCUUGCGCUGGUUCCUCAACGGGGCAGAGGUCGACCACCAGCACGUGCAGACCGCGCCAGGGUCACCGUCAGUGGCGCCGUCACCGACCUGGGCCGUCCUGCGUCUUCCCGUCGCGGCCGCAGUCUUCAACAAGGACAGGAAUGCCGAGCUGAGGUGCUCGUCGACGAUCGGCGGCCUCCAGUACGAGAGCGCGUCCUUCACGGCCAUGCUGCGGGACCUGCGGCCCCCGGGCAACCAGCGGCUCGCCCAGUACAGCGGCGCCGGCCACCCCGCGGCCACCCCCUUCGUCGCCGUCCUGGGGGCUACCCUCGCCCUCGGGCUUCUGCGGUUUCUCGACUAGACGCUCCAUUUGCGUGUGCGUCCACGGUUCUACAGACAUUCAGUACUUAAAUACAAACCCAUGUCCCUCCUCCACUCUGGCGGCCCUCGGUGAGAAAUUCAUACCUAAACUAUAUCGUUUCGGCUUCGAGUCCACAAGUUGACCUUGGUUCGAUGUCGUUUCGCCGACGUAUUCGGUCCGAAAGUGAGCUCUCCCCACCACUUCUCUUCUCCACCUGUCCCCGCCCCGCACGUCCCCCUCGCCUAGGCGAAAAUUUUCCUCUAGUCUCUGGACUAAAACAUGCGGGGACGGGUGUGGAAAGUGGUGCGGAGAGCAAUGGACGCAAUGUCGAUUCAUUUGCCAUUUCUCACUAACCCAGCUCUGCUCCCACUUGAGUUGGGUAGCUUAUUCUGCAGAGAGCAUCUGAAAAAGCGUUACAGGUGGCUGAGUGACAAAUGAACUAAAGUGCGAGCUCCUGUGACUCAUAUGGUACUCUACCAGCUACCAGGUUUUAAGUAGUCUUCAAAAUUGUACAUUAAAUGAACAUAUAAUUUCGUACGCUCUGGUAAAGUGCCCCACUUGCAUGUGGUCUUAAUGGUUGAUGUAUGUAUAUAUUC